UUAUGAUUUACACUUCGCCCUUUACCACCAUAAAUUUAUUCGGUUAGAGCCUUUAUUCAUGAGCAUUACUUACCUAUGCACGAUCAUUAUUCAGCCACCUGAAUAAUUACACACAAUUUCGUAUACUACGUAUACCCACCAGAACAUCAAGGACGAGUAUGAGCAUGAGUAUAAAUGCUGAUGUAUAUUGUGUCUGUUGUCUGUCUUUCAUAUUAUGUAUCUACUCGGUUCUCAGUUAUAGAAUCCCACAGAGAUAAAACAUACAGAAAUUUCCAUUUUCUAUCAUACACGCAAAUAUAGAGAAAAACCAUAUCAAAAGCUCGCCCCGUAAAACGUAACAUUUAUACCUUUCAAAAUUCCAGAUCUAAUAAAAUGGAAAUUUACAACCAACAACAGUUGCCAAUGUACCAGGUCUACCAUUAUUCUUUAAGCUCAUCACCAACUAUAGACGUAUAACAUCCCCUUGCCCAUUCUAUUUUCAAAUGUAUUGGUUGGCGGUUUAUGGAGACACAAAUAUGGUGGUAUUGUUUGUUGUUGUUGUUGUUGCUAAUGGAUGCUACCGUUCGGUCCCUGGGAGGCUGGGAAAACAUGAGAGUUCGGUACAUGUGCACACAGCAGUCGUAACCAUGCACAGAAUUAUAUUUUGUAUUAUAUAGAAGCGUCGAGCCAUCGUCUAUAGCAAUAAUCAAAACAUACAAACCAUCAUCAUUGCAUGCUGCUUGUUCCUUGUCGCUGUGCGUACAGUCUCCCUGUGAAUAUACCAAAAAUAAAUGUUUUCCUCUCUCUUGUUGCAAAAAUUUAAAUGAGAAUGUGAACGGCGCACUGAUUUUUCAUUAUUUUCCCUUUCUCUUGCCACUAUCGUCCAUUGACACAUCUCGAACACAUUUUUCUAUAACAGAGCUCUGAUAACAGUUUUGCUGUACAUACAAUUUAAAUGCAGAAUUUGGAGGAGAAAUAAGAUAGCUGAAAAAGGACCAUAGAGAAUAUCCUUUUUUGCGAAAGAGCAUAGGGAGAGAGAGAGAGAGAAUUUUCCCGGCUCAAUUAUCUCCGGAAAGGAUUCGAAAUAUCCCAAGAAUGGAAAUCGAGGUGAUUGAAAGUGUUUAGUCGUACAGUAAGCGUUUAGUCGCUGAACUGAAUGGUUCAGUGUGUGUUUUAUCGGUUGAAUCCUUGGUAGAUCCAAUAAUUGUGCGGUCCAGUUCGUUUACAUUUUACCUUGUGUACCAUUGGAGUGCAAUUGAAAUGUCGCUGAAUGCAUGCAUAUGAUAGUACUCUCGUAUAGAAAAGCUACCUUGUCGUCGCGAAAAUAGUUUUCGGUCGGUUUUUCGUAGUUUUUUUUUUAUUUUGCUGUUGAGCUCAAUUUUCAUUCAAAUGUUGUUACAUACAUUCGCCAACCGUUAUAUGCAUGACAUGUAAGAAAGGAUAAAAAUUUAAAUAUAAAUCCAGAAAAAAGAAACAAAACUUUUAAAUUAGGUUUCCUUUUACGAAAAUGAAUCGUUUUUUUAUUUCUGUACUGUUUUUUGAAUAAAUAUAAAUUCGGUGUUGUGAAAAUAUGUACAUAGCGAUUUAAGAAAAAUAGAUGUAUAGCGUCGUUUAUGUAUAUUCUAUAUUUUUAUGUGUGUGGAAUAAAUGAAUAAAUAAAAAAAAAGAGUUGAGCGGAAAGCGGCAGAGAAAAAGAAGGGAAGGAAACCAAAAAUAUUGUCGAAUAAAAGUUUAUGUUAAUGACUUCAGGACAAUGGGAUUUGAAUGCCUUGGAGGCGUUAGAGCGAGAAGCCUUAGAUGUGUUCGAUGCAUUAGAUGUACCCGAACACAUACGGCCACGUUCAUCGCCGCCACAUCAACAUCAUUCACACACCUAUCAUCACCAUCAUCUAAAUCGACCCCAUUCCAUAUUAACAACAACAACAACAAACCCCGACACCAUGGACAUAGAAUUAGAGUCUCAUAUACGGAACUGUCCGUGUAACUGCAAUCACAUGGGAUACGGAAAUUUCAUGGACUAUCAAGUGAGCCUCCCAGAGACUUUAAUAGCUACAAGAACGAAUGUAGAGACUCCGUGUUUCGGUGGUUUACCGGAUGUGACGGAACACGCUAACCGACAUCCAUUGACAUUGCGCGAACCAUCAACAAAUUCAGAAUCGUUGGAUAUAAGUACGCAUCAAAAAGCACCGCUCCCAUCCAGAUCAUCGAGCCCAACCACUCCCAGUGCACAGCAAAAAGAAAUUACAAAACGAAAAUUGAACAGGAAAUGCGGUUUCUGUACAUGUUUGGCAAUAUUUUUCUUGAUUUCUUGUGCUCUUAUUGGCAUACUAGUUAUACAUUUUAUAUGGAGUGAGAACAGUGGAGAUCGAGAGUCACAGGACCAGCGAUUGAAAAUCGUACGACGAUUACUUCGUGAAACACCUCUAAUAGAUGGUCACAACGAUUUACCAUGGAAUAUUCGAAGAUUUGCACAUAAUCGUCUCGAGUACCUGAAUCUUAGCGAAGGCCUAGAUAGAACUGAACCGUGGAAUAGAUCACCGUGGUCACAAACUGAUCUUCCCAGAAUGAAACGAGGUCUUAUUGGGGCACAGUUUUGGUCAGCGUAUGUACCGUGUGAAGCGCAAGGCUUGGAUGCCGUCCAAUUAGCAGUAGAACAAAUCGAUUUAAUACGACGUUUUUCUGAUUCAUAUCGUCGCCAUAUGGUGCUCGUAUUGUCAUCCACAGAUAUUUCUGCAGUUCAUCGUAAUGGCUUAAUUGCGUCGCUCAUUGGUGUCGAGGGUGGCCAUGCGCUAGGUUCAUCGCUUGCUGUAUUACGAUCAAUGUAUACACUUGGAGCAAGAUAUUUAACAUUAACGCACACUUGUGAUAAUAGAUGGGCUGGUUCGGCUACAUCCACCGACACCGGUUUGGGCUCUUUCGGUAGAGCUAUCAUCAAAGAAAUGAAUCGCUUGGGAAUGAUGAUUGAUUUGUCACAUUCGUCCGAUGCGACUGCCAAAGAUGUAUUACGAGAGACACGAGCUCCUGUUAUCUUCUCUCAUUCAGCUGCUCGUUCAAUAUGCAAUUCGACGCGUAACAUUGGCGAUGAUAUUCUACGCGACGUAGCCGAUAAUGGAGGCAUAGUUAUGGUCAGCUUUUAUUCACUUCACAUAACAUGUACCCGAAGUAGCACUAUCCGUGAUGUCAUAACACACAUCAAUUACAUUCGAUCAAUAGCCGGUGUUCAGCAUAUAGGUAUUGGAGCCGGAUAUGAUGGAAUAGACUCACCACCGUUGGGACUUGAAGAUACAUCAAAGUAUCCCUUACUCUUCAACGAACUAUUAAAGGAUCCGAAUUGGACAGAAGAAGAUAUCAGCCUGUUAGCAGGGAAAAAUUUUCUGCGAGUAUUUAAGUCUGUCGAAAAUGUUCGAGAUUAUUGGAAGCGAGCUGGCAUAUCACCACUUGAAACUAUUUCACCACCAAAACACUCUUCAUGUACUUACAUGCCUUCGUGACAACCGCCUUACAGAAAUCAAACUUUAAGCUAGAAACAAGAAUCAUAAAAUAAAACCGAAUACAGUUUGAGAUAAAAACGAUUGUAUCUCAACUCUACUGAGACAGUGAAAUAGAUUUUUUUUUGGAAAUUCCAAAAGACUCAAAAAUGCAAGAAAAUAAAAAUGGUUUUGUAUCAUAUUUGACGUUAGCUGUUGUGAUAAUGAAAAUUUAAAAAAUGAAAAAAAAAAACGAAAAUCAAAAUUGAUUUCAUAAAUAAAUGAAAGUUUAAAAUCUGA
Molecule: messenger RNA, 3746 nt
Organism: Bradysia coprophila
Lineage: Eukaryota; Metazoa; Arthropoda; Insecta; Diptera; Sciaridae
Product: dipeptidase 1-like
Biological process (GO): proteolysis
Molecular function (GO): metallodipeptidase activity
Source: RefSeq, a predicted model, not a curated record